This is a messenger RNA of Trachemys scripta elegans, 4250 nucleotides long. RefSeq lists its product as uncharacterized. Gene Ontology annotation, molecular function: S-adenosylmethionine-dependent methyltransferase activity. Bases 253 to 1851 code for a protein of 532 amino acids. The record is from RefSeq and is a predicted model, not a curated record. The transcript has 14 exons. NCBI's taxonomy places the organism in Eukaryota, Metazoa, Chordata, Testudines, Emydidae.
CAGUGCCAACUACAGAGCUGAAAACCAGCAGCCAAUGGACUCUUCUGUUCUUACGUUUCUGAAGCAAUGGAUUGCGCUCGGUUGAUCCGGGCACUGGCAAGUCGAAGCUUCCGGGUUCACAGGCUGGCUUCCCCCAGGCUGCGGAAAGAAUAGAGCUCAUUCAUCAACUACGGCAGGAGUUCUUAUUUCCUGGGCAGGGAGUCCCUCCGUUUCAGUGCCAUACACAGAUACAAGGUGCCAGUUUGCUGGAACAUGGCUGUGCAUUUGUUAGAUACACAGUAUGAUGCAGAUUCCUAUCAGAAAUACAGAUUCUCUCCCUCUGAAAAUCUCCAAAGUGUCAUCUUCUCCUACCUGGAAGAAAAGAAAGUAGACCCCGUUCGGCUGGCAGUGGAUGUCGGCUGCGGGUCGGGACAAAGCACUCGCGUACUCGCCGCUCAUUUUGAGAAGGUGGUUGGAACAGACAUCAGUGAAGCUCAAAUAGAGGCAGCCAAACAAGCUGCCUCCUUCCCAAAUGUUACUUACCAUGUGUGCCCUGCAGAGGAGCUGGCAUUUGAGGAUGGUUCUGUGGACCUCAUUACUGCUUUUACAGCUGCCCACUGGUUUGAUAUGCCGAGGUUCAUGAAAGAAGUGGAUCGAGUUCUCAAGCCACAUGGCUGUGUGGCCCUAAGCACCUACACUACAGACUUCAGUAUGCACUAUAAAGACUGCUCGGAGAGGCUUACAGAAAUCUUCACUGAGACCCGGGACCUGCUUCUUAAAUAUUCAGAUGAAAAAGUAAAUCUUGUCAUUGCAGAGUAUAAAGAGGUGUUUGAGUCCGUGCCUUUUCCAGACAAGAAGAGAGUUACCCAGAUCUUAGACAAAAUUCCCAUGUCCGUUUCUGGGGUGAUCGGGCUAUUCCAGUCCUUCUCCAUGUAUCAAGCCUUUCUGAGGAGUGACCCUGAAGCAGCAAAAUCCCUCCUCCAAAAAACUGAACAAAGGUUCCUGGAGACCAUGGGAGUUUGCUCUAAUGAAACCCAGGUGCCAGUUUGCUGGAACAUGGCUGUGCGUUUGUUCGAGGCACAAGAUCAUGCAGUUUCCUAUCAGAAAUACAGAUUCUCUCCCCCUGAAAACCUCCAAAGUGUCAUUUUCUCUUACCUGGAAGAAAAGAAAGUAGACCCCAUUCGGCUGGCAGUGGAUGUUGGCUGCGGGUCGGGACAAAGCACUCGCGUACUCGCCACUCGUUUUGAGAAGGUGGUUGGAACAGACAUCAGUGAAGCUCAAAUAGAGGCAGCCAAACAAGCUGCUUCCUUCCCAAAUGUUACUUACCAUGUGUGCCCUGCAGAGGAGCUGCCAUUUGCGGAUGGCUCUGUGGACCUCAUUACUGCUUUUACAGCUGCUCACUGGUUUGAUAUGCCGAGGUUCAUGAAAGAAGUGGAUCGAGUUCUCAAGCCACAUGGCUGUGUGGCCCUUAGCACCUACACUGCAGACUUCAGUAUGCACUAUAAAGACUGCUCGGAGAGGCUUACGGAAAUCUUCACUGAGACCCAUAACCAGCUUCUUAAAUAUGCAGAUGAAAAAGUAAAUCUUGUGAUUGCAGAGUAUAAAGAGGUGUUUGAGUCCAUGCCUUUUCCAGACACGAAGAGAGUUACCCAGAUCUUCGACAAAAUUCCCAUGUCCGUUUCUGGGGUGAUCGGGCUAUUCCAGUCCUUCUCCAUGUAUCAAGCCUUUCUGAGGAGCGACCCUGAAGCAGCAAAAUCCCUCCUCCAAAAAACUGAACAAAGGUUCCUGGAGACCAUGGGAGUUUGCUCUAAUGAAACCCAGGUAGAGAUUGGGAUAAGGAGUGCUUGUGUUCUGGGCUGCAAAGGGCCAUGAAUGAAAAAUCCAGCAAUGACCCUAUAGCCAGAAGAAAAAUCCUGGUUUUGGUAUCUACUUAUAACUGAUGUUCUCAUCUUUAAAAUAUUUGAUUAAGAUCCCAAAAAGUCAUUGGCAAAACUCCCAUCCUAUUCAAUGGGAGACAAAGGAAGCAUGAAACCAAACACUAUCAAUAUUAGAAGGGCUUUCACAGGGUUGUUGUUUCCUGUUUAGAGAGGAAAAGCUCGGUGUUCUGUCUGGCCAUCAUUCAAUAGACAUUGGAAGAAAUCAAGGACCCUUUUCCACAUAGAAGGCCGCAGAGAUUGGAUCAUAUAUGGAAUAUGCAAAAACAUCAUGUUACCUAACAGCUGAGAGAUUUUUAGAAGGCUUUAUAAUCCUGCUGAGUAAAAAUAGCUUGCAGCAAGAUCAACUGCUAUAUGUAAUUCCCUUUCAAUGGGCUGAGCAAAUAGGAACAGUCAUAAUGUUGUAGGGUUAUGGUAAUAAUACUUUACAGGUAUCUUUCAUCCAGAGCCCUCAAAGAGCUGUAUCAGGUAGAUUAGUAUUACUGUCUGCACUCCACAUUAAGUGAAGUAGAGACCAGCCCAAAACAUGCCAAUUACAGAACUUAUUACAGACCAGAUUUUCAAAAGAACUUGGCUUCCAUUUAGGCACCAAAAUAACUGAUGAGAUUUUCUAGAAAGCUCAGCACCUUGGGUGUCUAGGUCUGUGUGAAAAUCUGGCCAUGAAUGAGCUCUCUUGAACAUCUGACUCCAUUGGUGGGUGCUGAGCACUUGAAAAUCUGGCCCUAAGUUUCUAAGAUAGAAUUAAUGAGAGAGACUUACCAUUACUCUGAUGGACAUAGGCUGCAGCACACCCAGAGCCAAUGUCAGUGUGUUGUGGUCAGGAUCCCCACUGACUCAGCAGCGGGUCUUCUGCCGCUGCUAGGGCCGCAGUGGAGGGGGUGGGCCUGCGUCCCCCCUGCCACCCAACGUGCGGGUGGCCAUCUCCCCCUCUCCCAGGUUCUUCAGAGCCAGGGCCUCCUGAACUCAUUUGUCUGAGCAGCUCCUGCCUGAGGGCCUGGGCCACUGACUCUGUACUGCCCCGCUUGCUAAUAUUGACUGUUUGCUCCGCCCCUGCCUGAGGGCCUGAGCUACUGACUGUUUGUUGGCCUGCCCUGACCCAGGACCUGGGUGUGCUAAUAUUGACUGUUUGCUCCGCCCCUGCCUGAGGGUCUGAGCUGCUGACUGUUUGUUGGCCUGCCCUGACCCAGGACCUGGGUGUGCUAAUAUUGACUGUUUGCUCCGCCCCUGCCUGAGGGUCUGAGCUGCUGACUGUUUGCUGCACAGCCAGGCUAGUUCCCUGACACCCCUGACCAAAAUAGCGAGGUGGUCUGGUUCCCCGCUGCCCCAGAGGGGGGCAAGCCCCGGCCAAACCCCCUACAGGCAGGAAUUAAAGAAAAAUACCCAAUGACAUGAAACCACAGCCUGAUAUAAGAUGCAUACAAGAGACUUGGACUAGAUGACCUCCUGAGGUCCCUUCCAACCCUGAUAUUCUAUGACUUGGCAUGACGAGAAAAACUGUACUAUACAUUCCCAGGAUAUGGCUUAUAUAGACAUGACCGCAAAAUAGAAAAGGGUGGGGGUGUCUGCACCUUCAUUAAGGGGACCUGAACCAAUUGAAUUAAAGGUUAAAUAUAAAGCUAUUGAAAUACUGAUACAAAACAACACUGCUUCUCUAAGAUUUUUUAAUGUUUAUAACACCGGCAGGAAACUAAAGGCGAUGGCCCUAAAAGAAUUAACUGCAAAUGUCACAUGCCCGUUCAUUAUCUGUGGUGAUCUGAAGUAAGGUGGGGAAGUGAGGAAAAUGAUAAAAAGGGAAAAUGUUAAGAACAAUUCUUUGAAGCGAAUAAUUUAGCAAUAUUAAAUGAUAGAGCACCUACCAGGACCAAUACUUCUGGCAGAAGCUUCUCAUACUUGAUCUGGGAACAGCUUCUGGCACCAUCGCUAGGAAAUGCAGCUGGGAAAUGUACAGAAAGGAGGGAAUGGGUAGUGACCAUUUCCCGACUUCAAUUACAUAGCAAGGAAAAGGAAAUACUGAAGACGAGGAAAAUAUCCCCACUUGAAAUCUAAACAAAGCAAAUUGAAAACUGUUUAGAAACAAAAGUGAGGAACAUGUGAAUGAGCCAUGUAUAAAUGAAGCUAUUGAGGAAUUCUCUUGUAAUGUUACUAGGGGAAUCAUAAAGACAGCCUGCGUAGCUACUUCUAGGAUACCAAUGCUAUGUAAAGAUAGGAACAGUGUACCAUGGUGGGACAAGGCAUGUGAAAUGGCAGUUAGGAGAAGGAAGAAGGCAUAUAUGACAACAAAAAAUUCAUUAAAUAGAGAGGAAAUAUGAAAAAAUAAUGAAAUGUUAAAAAAAAAAA